AUGUCCCAGGGAGAGUACGAAUCUCUCCGCGACUUCAUAAAAAGGUUCAAGACCCAUAUGGCUAGAGUCAGCGGAAUAAGCGUCAAAGUAGCCGUAGACGCGCUCCGAAAGACGCUCUGGUACAAGUCGAAGUUCAGGAAGUUGAUAACUUUCGAUAAGCCGCGUACGAUCCAAGACUCGCUCCACAAAGCCACAGACUACAUAAUCAUCGAGGAAGAGAUGAAAGUCUUGUCGCAAAAACAGAGGCUGACGAAGACAUUGUCAAAGGAUCCUGGGUCGGAUCAGAAGUCUAAAAAGAAAAACCCUCGGAACGACAAAAACGUCCAUCACAAGGAAGAAGAGACCCAUGGAGCGCAUAACUACGCCAUCAACUCUGGAUCGGAGCAAGGCCAGACAACGGGCAAUACAUGGACCCGGAAUCUAAAUUACGACGAGAACUCCUUCUGCGACUUUCACCAGGCCCGCGGCCACUCGAGCGUAAACUGCAAAGUUCUCGGCGCUAGGUUGGCCGUGAAGAUGCCUGCGGGAGAACUCGCCGAGGUAUCUAGCGUAAAAGAUUUCGUCCGCGAUUCAGACCGCCCCCCAAGAAAUGAUAAGGCUCCUCAAACGGAGAACUCUCUCCAAGGGAACAAAUCGGGAGAAAAGCGUGGAAGAAGGCAGGACGAGAAGGGCAACGACAAUAGUCAUCGCAGAGUAAACAUGAUCAUCGGAGGAUCACAAUACUGCUGCGAUACCGUCUCCACUAUCAAAGCUUGUCAGCGCAAGGCAGAGACAAGCGCGGAUUCGCUAACCUGGUCCGUGCCCGACGACUUCCCGAAAGAAGCGAACACUUUCGAUGAAGAAGAGGCUGGCGGGAUCGACCAGCCCCACUGCGAUCCACUCGUGAUCGAUCUCGUGAUAAGAGAUCUCGAGGUCGCCAAUCUUCUCAUCGAUACGGACAGCACGGUCAAUAUAAUCUUCCGCGAUACUCUCAAGAGGAUGAAAGUCGAGUUAGGAUAA
Messenger RNA from Brassica oleracea var. oleracea, 999 nucleotides. RefSeq lists its product as uncharacterized. NCBI's taxonomy places the organism in Eukaryota, Viridiplantae, Streptophyta, Magnoliopsida, Brassicales, Brassicaceae. The coding region runs from base 1 to 999 and encodes 332 amino acids. The record is from RefSeq and is a predicted model, not a curated record. The transcript has a single exon.